Molecule: messenger RNA, 1041 nt
Organism: Somion occarium
Lineage: Eukaryota; Fungi; Basidiomycota; Agaricomycetes; Polyporales; Cerrenaceae
Source: the annotation of a GenBank genome assembly
CGUAUUGCACCGUCGUCGUUGCACACAACGUCGACCAUCAUGUUGAGCCGCCAGCUCCCCAGACUCUCCCGACCACUCGUUCGGCUUGCCUCUUCUUCUACACCUAAACCUACGUCCCCUGCUGUUCCAUCGACGGAGACGGCCAAGUCACCUGCUGUUAUCCAGCAAGCACCGAAUUAUCCUUCGACAUGGUCUACUAGCCAAAGACCUCGUCCCGGUCCUGCUUCUGGUCCCCGCUUUGAGCAAACAUUCUUCGAUUUGCAGCCUCAGCCUUUGAGUGCGAUGGAGAUGAUUGCCAAUGAGCCGAUACGUGUUGUGAAUGGCAGGAAAGCAGUAUGCGAUGGUGGAGGAGGACCUCUUGGUCACCCAAAGAUUUUUAUCAACUUGGACAAGCCAGGUCCUCGACCAUGCGGUUACUGUGGUAUUCGCUUUGAACAAUCGCCUCAUCACGGCCACGAUCACUAGACCGCAUCGAGCAUACAUCGAUUCUGUACCACACUAUGAUAAUGAAAAUCCUUCUCAUUGGGUCACUUGAGGCUCGUGCCAAAGUUUGUGUGCAAGUUGAGCUUGUGCUCCUUCGUGUGCGGUAACCCUUAUUUGGUGACAUGCUUGCAACGAACGUUCGACAAUAUCAAUUUGGCUUCCCGUCACAGACCAGAACCAAACCAGAACGCCCAUAAUCCCGUUGACAUGACAUGACAUCGACCUCUCACCAUCCCUUCAGCGUAUCACAAAUCCAGCAGAAGUGUUCAGAAUUGACGGCCGUGGCACAUCAACAUGUAUGACUAGAAUGACGUUUGUGUACGCCGCACCUCCCCCACCAUGUCACCGACGAGAAAAUAUCCUCGGCAAACGAUCCUCGUUGUUGCGUUUUACGUUUCUGGACGUCGAUACAUAAAUACUUUCUCGUACUAGCAUGAGGCCUGAUCCGUAUAGAACGUAGCGGAACAUCGAACAUUGGAAAAGAUCGAUCCGAAGUCCGAUUUCAUUAUGAUAAUUUAGUGCUUGUGGACGGAGGUGAAAUGAAAACGCCACGCAGCU